AUGAUAGCUCUCACCAGCGCAACCGGCAAGCUUGGCUCCGCCGUACUCAACGCCAUACUCGACAACAAGUUCGUCGAACCCAAGGAACUGGUUGUUUGUACCUCAUCGAAUCCAAAUGACGCACGUUUCGAUGCUCUGCGCGCCAAAGAGGUCACCAUCCGCUACAACAAUUUCGAUGAGCCGGAAUCACUCGAGAAGGCUUUCGCAGGAUGCGACAAACUCUUUCUCGUCUCCACUCCUCGCAUCGCGAUGGACUACAACGAUGCGCCGCUGUGGAAAGGAAGAGAGGCGCACCAUCGAGCCGCAAUCGAUGCAGCAGUGAAAGUGGGUGUCAAACACAUUUACUACACCUCUCUAGCGUUUGGAAAUCCAUCUAAAGCAGGUGUGAUGCGAGCGCAUAUUCGCACCGAGCAAUACUUGGACGAAUUAGCGAAAUCCAAAGGUGCUCAGUUUACCGUUCUACGCGAGGGACUGUACAACGAAAGCUGGCCGCUGUACUUUGGGUAUUUCUUCGGUCUUCGAGAAGACGGGCGAAACGAAGUCGUUGUAGCAGGCGACGGACCGAUUUCUUGGACCGCCAUCUCUGACAUGGCAUUUGCAACGGCGAAAAUCGUCAGUGCGCCAAGUGAAGAAUGGGCAGGGAAAAUGGUCUACCUCUCUCAGAACAGAACGUGGACGUUGGAGGAUAUCGCGCGCAUGGUUAGCAGAAUGCUCAGCAGAGAUGUGGGCCUGAAGGUCUUGUCGAGGAAAGAGCAUGAGGAUUUCUACGUGAACGAGAAGCAGAUGGAGCGGCCGGCAGUUGAGUGGUGGAGCACCACUUACGAUGCUGUCAAGGAAGGCGAAUGCGCAAUCAAAGACGAUACCCUAGAAAACAUCUUGAAAGCGUCAGGGAAGACACCGAAAUCUCUUGAUGCUACCAUCAAAGAGAUGCUUGCGGCGUAA
Messenger RNA from Periconia digitata, 942 nucleotides. The record is from the annotation of a GenBank genome assembly. Lineage: Eukaryota; Fungi; Ascomycota; Dothideomycetes; Pleosporales; Periconiaceae.